AAAUAUGGCUCCAGCAUGGGAUCCAAGCUUACUGCCAGACCUGACAGGCAAGAUUUUCGUUGUCACAGGAGGCAAUACAGGAAUCGGGUACAUCACCAUCCAGCAUUUGUUGAGCCGAAACGCCAGAGUCUGGCUGGGAGCUAGAGAUGCAACGAAAGCACAGGCAGCAAUCCGCAGCCUUCGAGAAACGAAUCCGAAAGGUGAAGUAGAGCACUUGCUCCUCGAUCACAUGGACUUGGCCAGCGUAGCACGCGCUGCGGAGCAGGUCUUGGAACGUGAGAAGAGCCUGAACGGUAUCAUAAAUAACGCUGGCAUCAUGGCUACACCUUACGCUCUGAGCAAGGACGGAUACGAGGCUCAAUGGCAGACAAACUACAUAUCGCAUUGGCUGCUUACAUACAAGCUACUCCCGCUGCUCCAGGCAACGGCCAAACGACAGGGUGCCGGGAGUGCUCGAGUUGUUUGUGUCACCUCGGUGGGCCAUAAAUUCUACAGGCAGAAGAAAAUCGAUUAUGGGGCAAUAAAUUCUCAAGAUAGUACCCCGUACCAGCGAUAUGGCCUUUCCAAGCUGGGAAACAUCUUGCAUGCAAAGCAGAUCGCGGCAACGUAUGGCCCAUCCUCCGCGCUGGGCGAGACUGGCGGCGAGGUAUGGGCCGCCACCUGCCACCCUGGCAAUUACGACACCCAACUAACCCAGGGAGGUGGUACACUGGUUACAAUAGCUAAACCGCUCCUGAAGCUCUUCGGUAUCAUUGAUACCAACAUGGACAACGGCAGCCAUUCAUCGCUCUUCAUUGGAGCUAGCCAAGAGUUCAAGAGGGAGAUGUGUGGAGAGUACUUUGUGCCUAUUGCAAAGUUAGCGCGUCCAAGCGCUAUCGCACAGGACGCAAACGAAGCUACCCAGCUAUGGUCGUGGACAGAGAAGGAGCUACGAUCUCGCAGCUUAAUCUAG
This is a messenger RNA of Paraphaeosphaeria sporulosa, 952 nucleotides long. Its product is annotated as NAD(P)-binding protein. The transcript has 4 exons. Lineage: Eukaryota; Fungi; Ascomycota; Dothideomycetes; Pleosporales; Didymosphaeriaceae. The record is from RefSeq and is a predicted model, not a curated record. The coding region runs from base 5 to 952 and encodes 315 amino acids.